Molecule: messenger RNA, 492 nt
Organism: Solanum verrucosum
Lineage: Eukaryota; Viridiplantae; Streptophyta; Magnoliopsida; Solanales; Solanaceae
Exons: 2
Coding region: 1-492 (163 amino acids)
Biological process (GO): DNA transposition
Molecular function (GO): DNA binding; transposase activity
Source: RefSeq, a predicted model, not a curated record
AUGGGUGAUCACAUUGUGGAGUAUGGUAAGAUUUUUUAUUAUAAAGAUGAAAUUUUAAGGAGUAAUUCAGGUAGUACUUGUGUAGUGAAGGUUGGAGAAGAAGAUGAAACUGGACAUAAAUUUUUUGAAGGAUUUUAUGUUUGCUUCAAUGCUUUAAAUAAAGCAUUUUUUGGAGGUGCUAGGAGGUUGAUUGGUUUUGAUGGGUGUUUUCUCAAAGGUGUGUGUAAAGGCCAGUUGUUAGUGGCAGUUUGUAGAGAUGGAAACAACCAAAUGUUGCCUAUUGCUUGGGCAGUUGUUGAGGUUGAGAAUCAGUUUACCUGGACAUGGUUUCUUAAACUAGUGAAGAAUGAUCUUGACCUUGGAGAAGGGCAUCAACUAUCCAUCAUUACUGAUAUGCAAAAGGGACUAGAAAUUGCUGUUGAAAAUGUAUUGCCACUGGUUGAACACAGAAAAUGUGCAAGACAUGUUCUUGUAAAUUGGUGUAAAAACUGA